Molecule: messenger RNA, 1376 nt
Organism: Armigeres subalbatus
Lineage: Eukaryota; Metazoa; Arthropoda; Insecta; Diptera; Culicidae
Gene: tzn
Product: hydroxyacylglutathione hydrolase, mitochondrial
Exons: 2
Coding region: 302-1213 (303 amino acids)
Molecular function (GO): hydroxyacylglutathione hydrolase activity
Source: RefSeq, a predicted model, not a curated record
AUCAAUACGACAGGCCAGUCGGCACUCUGCCGCAAUCAUUUUCAUUGCCGCAAGCAAGCAUUAGAUAGGGAUAUUUUCUUUAUCAAUCAGUUGUUUGCAAACCAAAUUAUAUUACUUUGUGUUAUCAGUUUUAGGCGAUAGGUAGGAUAGAUGGUGUCUAAUUGUUUUGGUGUUUGACCUUUUGUGUUGAAUAUCGAAAGCGCAUCGCAGCACGCCGAAGCCAUCUGCGUUCGUUUCAGUUCCCAUAACAGUUCGUAUCAAUUUGCAUGUCUGACCCCGUCCGUUCUGACCGAUUGUUUUGAUGUCAUUUUUGUUGAAUCGAUUACCGCACCGCUUAUCACAAGGUCUGACGGCGGCUUACUUCACCGUUAACAGUUGGAGCAUUCGUCGUCGAUCAUCAGCGGUUCAAACCACCGACAUGACGCGCUUGACGGUCAAGAAGAUUCCCGCCCUGCAGGACAACUUCAUGUACCUGGUGGUGUGCAACGAAACCAAGAAGGCCGCCAUCGUAGAUCCCGUCGAGCCGGAUCGUGUGCUCAAGGUGGCCAAAGAAGUGGGCGUUUCGCUGAACAAAGUUCUCACCACCCAUCACCACUGGGACCAUGCCGGAGGGAACGCCGAACUGUACAAACGCUACCAGGAAGACAGCUCACUGGGUGAGUUGUUGAUCUACGGAGGAAACGACGAACGUAUCGACAACCUGACCAAUCCGGUCGGGCAGGAUGACACGCUGGAGAUCGGGAACCUAAAGGUGCGCUGUAUUUCCACACCGUGUCACACGACGUCGCACAUUUGCUACUACAUCGAGACGCCGGAAGAAAAGGUGGUCUUCACCGGGGACACUCUCUUCCUCGCCGGAUGCGGAAGGUUCUUCGAGGGAACACCUCAGCAAAUGUACGAUGCACUGAUUACGAAGCUGUCCGCCUUGCCGGAUGAUACAAAAGUGUUCUGUGGGCACGAGUACGCGUUGAACAAUCUUCGAUUUGGAAAUACGGUCGAGCCGGACAACGUGGAUACGCUACAACUGUUGAACAUUGCCAAGGAGUCCGAUUUGGAGGGGCGACGUGCGAUGGUUCCCUCCACCAUCGGACAGGAGAAGCGGACCAAUGUGUUUAUGAGGGUUAACGAGCCUAGUGUGCAGAAAUUUGUCGGAAAAAGUACCCCGCUGGAAACGAUGCAAGCUUUACGCGCGGCCAAGGAUAAGUUUAAAUAAUUUGAUGGGUAAUAUAUGUUUAAAACAGGUUAUGGGAAAUUGGUUUCUGGCUAUAAAAUGUAGCAGGCUUGAACAUAUAAAUUUAUUUUACUUCUCAUGCUAUAAUAACGCUUCACUUUAAGUGUCAAAUUCUAUUUUGAAAUAAAAGAAAUCAGCAUUUCAA